This is a messenger RNA of Hevea brasiliensis (rubber tree), 3400 nucleotides long. RefSeq lists its product as uncharacterized. The record is from RefSeq and is a predicted model, not a curated record. The coding region runs from base 397 to 3240 and encodes 947 amino acids. The transcript is spliced from 3 exons. NCBI's taxonomy places the organism in Eukaryota, Viridiplantae, Streptophyta, Magnoliopsida, Malpighiales, Euphorbiaceae.
CUCUUAACCGUCUGAUCGAAAACGAAACGCCACCCUCCCUUACCGCUGAGACUCUCUUCGCUGCCUCUCUCUCUCUCGCUCGCUCGCUCGCUCGCUCGCAGGUGGCUUCGUUUUCUCUGAAACUCGAAUCGUUGCUUCUUUUCUCUUUCGGUUUCGAGAAUACCAAAAGAUUGGUUAUGAUGAUGUAGAAUGUGAAUGUUCUUGAUUUCUGUAGCGGUAAUUCUUUUCUUUGCUUGUAGUCUAAGGCUGUUUCGUGAUUUCAUCACUUACCGUUUUACGUUGCGGAUCUUUAUCGAGAUCAGCGAUUUUCUGUUUCAAUGUCACCUUCGUGAACCUACAUUUCCUCGCUUUUCAGUUGCAGGCAAAGUAUGUCCGUGAAACUUGCAAAUAGUUAAAAUGUUGUCAGGAAUAAGACCAACUAAUACAUAUUCAGAACCGUCUAGCAAAAUGGGAUUCAGCAGUGUAGGUGUACAAAAGAGUUCAAAACAGCAGCAGAAUUCCAAGAUAGUGAAGGAUGUGGUUCUUCCAACCCAAGUAAAGCAGAGUAUAAAGCAUCAAGACAAGUUAAAAGCUAAGAGUUGUACUAUUAAGCCAUAUGAUGAUCCGCCCCGUGAACUAACACAACAUUCAAAUUCCAGGACCUUGGUCCAACAAAAAACUUCAGGGAAUUGUCAGCAGCUGUCUGUCAUGGUAAGGGCAACAAAAGAUGAUGAGCUUAUCAAGUAUAUGUCAAAUCUGCCUUGUUAUCUCCAGCGUGUGGAGAAAACAGAAAACAUCCAGGAUAAGGCUUUAAAUGUUGGGGUUUUGGAUUGGUCCCGUUUAGAGAAUUGGAAAUGCAACCAAAAGGACACCCUGGUGGAAGCGGGCAAUAAUGCAUCCUUGCCUAGCAGUAAUUUGUCAACUAAAAUGAUGACUAGAUCAUCUACUUUCUAUAGUCAAGCUCGCAAUGAGACUUCUGCCUAUCAAAGCAAGCAGCAUCCCUCUCUUUCUUGUAGAAAUAAUUCUUCUCAUAAUGAUGGCAUUUCUCAAGAUGCCAACUCAUCUGUCCGGGAUGCCAUACACUUUCAGGAUGUGGCAAAUGCUGCCAAACGCCAUUUUGAUGGACACAAGAGAGCAUUGUGGAACAAGAAGUCUUUUGACAGAAAUAGUUCAGAUACUGCUUUUGAGAAGGGGAGAAGAAGAGAGUUGCAUGAUAGAAUUGCUUCAAAAGUUCAGAAUGGGUCAUCCAAUUCCAGAUAUAACGGUAUGCCAUUUGGACCCAAAGAAAGUGAUAGAGAGGCCAAGCAGAUGGUUGAGGAAAUGCAAGAAAUGCAUACAAAGAGAAAAUCUUUUAAACAUAAGAAAAUUCCAAACAGGGGAGCUUCAUCAUCAAAGCUGAGAUAUUAUGACACUUCACCCAGUGCAAAGGAAAAGAAGAAUGUCGACGAUAGUAGAACAGAGAAGAGAAUGGAGCUGCAAGAAUCAGCUAUUGAUUUUCCUGCUCAACAUCAAGCUGAUGAGAAGAAAAGAAUCAUUCACUUUUUUACCAAAAAGUUCUCGCACAAUAGCUUCCAAGAGCAACCAAGAACAUCGUUGGAUGAGAAUGUAUCAGAAGCAUAUCAGAAUACCUUGUCAGAUGGCUUUUCUGAUGAGGUUUUCUCUUCAGAACUCCAAUAUGACAUUCCUCACUCAUGUCCACUGCCUUCUAGAGCUGAGAUUAACAUUGACCAGCAGGAGAUGGCACCUGGUGUAAUCAAUACUCGGCAUGCGGAGCUGUCAUCCAAUGCAAGCAACAAUGUUAAGUCGUCAAAUGGAAAUCUAGUCGAAACUUUAAAGAUAUCGGACCAAGAUACAUCAGAACUGGCAGCUAGAAAAGGCAGACAUCCAUCACCAAAUCGCCGAUUUAGCUUCAGCUUAGGUCAGAUGACCAGAAGUUUUAGCUUCAAGGAGAGUUCAGCUGUCCCACGGUUGAGCUCCACAUAUGUUUCAGUGAAGUCUGGUCCUGUGAUAUCUAAAGCUUCUGCUGGUUUGGAUAAUUCAAGCAGAGAGAAAGCAAGUUGUCAUAGAGGUAGAUCCAGCCCUUUGAGAAGGUUACUGGAUCCAUUACUGAAGUCCAGGAUUUUAACUCCAACUGGUUCUGCUGAAACUGAUCAGCCAUUAAGAGGAAGCCUGAAUUCCUACAGCUUUAAGCCUAUUAACACCACUGAAUCACUUCGGACUGAAAAGCAUGAGGCAUCAACUAUACAAGCUCACCUGUUGAUUACAAAAAGGAAUGGACUUCCUUUGUUCAGAUUUGUGAUCAAUAAUAACAAUAUUAUUAUUGGGGCGCCUGUGAAAAAUUUAAUGUCACCUGGGAAGAAUGAUUCAGGCUGCAACUAUGCAUUUUAUGCCAUUGAUGAAAUCAAGAAAAAAAGUGGCAGCUGGAUAAAUCAAGGUAUUAAAGAGAAAAGUUGUGGCUUUGUCUAUAAUGUGGUUGGCCAGAUGAAGAUUAACAGCUCUUCCUUGGAUUUUUCUGGGCAGAACUCCAAUACCCAGUGUAUGGUAAAAGAGUCUGUGUUGUUUGGCGUUGAGCUAAGACAGACAGGUCAGGUAUCUCCAAAGUUAGUGCAAAACACGGAGCUUGCAGCUAUUGUUGUCAAAAUGCCUGGUGGAAACUUAGGCUUUGACAAGCGGCAGACUGAUAAAGAAGAAAAUAUCAUAGAAAAGGGCUUCUCAUGGCACUUGCUGGACAAUGAAAACUCUAAUAGUUGUACAGUCAUACUUCCUGGCGGUGUUCAUAGUUUGCCAAACACAGGAGUUCCUUCACCACUGAUUCACCGAUGGAGAUCUGGUGGAUCAUGCGACUGUGGAGGUUGGGAUGUUGGUUGCAAACUCCGCAUCCUCUCCAGUGAAAUCGAACACCAUAAGCUUCCAAGGACAUCCAAUGCUUGCCUCACAUCGAAUCGUUUUGAACUUUUUGUUCAGGGAGAAGCCCAACUGGAUAAACCCAUCUUUAGCUUGGCACCAAUUGAAAAGGGAAAGUACUCGGUUGAGUUCAGUCCAUCAAUUUCUUUGUUACAGGCAUUCUUCAUUUGUGUCACAGUGAUAAGUUGCCGGAUAUCAUCUGAUCUUGCUGAACUGAGUAACGUGACGGAAGAAAAAGUACUUCAGGAUUCCGAAAAUCUAAAUGAUGUAAUGAAGAAGAUUCGCACCACUGUCCUGGGGAAAGUACCUUUGAAAUACACUCCAAGCCCACCUGUUUCACCUGCUGGAAGGGUCUAGCUUUUGGCCAGGAGGAGCUCUUAAACAAUAAACAGAGAUCCUGCUGUAGUAGAAGUCAUAUUUGGCUAUAAUAAUUUUGUAUCAGUUCUGUUACAUUACCAACAUCACCCUUGUAUAAAGAAAUAGUGCAAACAAAUAUACACCUCUGAAAUUAAGAUGA